UCGUAGGUCAGUUACCGCCCGACCGCAGGGGAGCAUGGCUGCGUCAAAAGUUAUACCGCGAUCUCGCACUCAUUGUUUACAUGCGCUAUAAAACGAAGUGUACACAACAACACAGAUUUUAUAAACAUUGACUGUUUAGUGAUAUAAAGUUUUAACAAGUACUUUAGUGAUAAAUAAGUGACAAAUGAACUCUAUUACUGUGGCAAAAUGACCGAAAACUUUUACGGAAUGGUUUCGUUAAAAGUUUGGAUAUGUUUGGUUGUCGUGGCUGGUGCGCGCGCACGUUCCGCGCCGCCCGCCCCCACCGGCUGUCAUUGGGACUAUUCGGACACAAAGUUGAGUGAAUCAAACUUUCUCACGUGUAACAUUAAAACUAUCGGCUCAGUGGACUUCUUGUUUAAAAACAUUACCACGGCGCAGGCGUACAACAUCAACAAGUUGAAACUGACUUGCACGGAUUUGUUGUUCUUCGAAAGUUCGUUACACAUGAACACCGGCAGUUUUUUAGGCCAACUACGAAAACUCGAAGACUUGCGCAUUGAGUACUGCAAGAUCCGUUACGUGCCAGCAACUGUCCUGUCUCCGCUACGUGAUUUAACAAGUUUAACUCUACGUUCUCAUAAUACGGAUUGGCCUGCAAUGACUAUGGAGUUUCACGCUGAAAGUUUCCGUGGAUUAAUGGAACUUCGCACAUUGGAUUUAGGUGACAAUAAUAUUUACAUGUUACCUUCCGAAGUGUUUUGUCCACUCUUUAGCUUGGAGUCGUUGAACUUAACCAAUAAUAAGAUUCAAGACAUAUCAGAAAUUGGCUUCUCGGACUGGGGCAAGGGACCUAUUGCUCCCGGCAAAUCAUGCAACACUGGACUGAAGAUGCUUGAUUUAUCUCAUAACAAUCUUCUACGACUUCCCGACAACGGUCUUUCUAGCCUCAGAUCUUUAGAAGUGUUGAAUAUUCAGAACAACUUAAUUAAUGAAAUAGGCGACAGAGCCUUCGUCGGAUUGAAUUCAUUAAAAAUUCUGAACUUGUCGGGAAAUAAGUUAGUCGCUGUCCCUCCUGAACUAUUUCAAUCAUCGCGAGUUAUCAAAGAAAUCUCAUUAGCGAAUAAUUCACUUUCUGUGUUGGCUCCAGGAUUACUCGAAGGACUUGAUCAGCUUGAGAAAUUGGAUUUAUCUAGAAACCGUCUUACAAAUGAUUGGGUUAACAGAGAUACUUUUGCUGGACUUAUCCGCCUCGUUAUAUUGAAUUUGUCCCACAACUCACUCGCACGUUUGGACCCGAAGUCUUUCCAUGACUUAAACAACUUACAAGUUUUGAAUCUGGACAAUAACGCUAUUGAAAUUGUCAGUAACGGUGCUUUUGCUGAGCUCAAAAACUUGCAUCAGCUGUCCAUAUCAGACAACAAGAUAAAAGUAUUAAACGAACAUAUAUUUUCGAAUUUGUUUGUCCUCAGUCAACUGUACUUAGAUAAUAACUUGAUAUCUACAAUACACGAACGUUGUUUUGAAAACAUAACAUACUUACAAGAUUUGGGACUGAAUGGAAACAGUUUAAACAUAAUCCCAGAUGGUAUUAAGAAACUUAGAUUUCUGAAAUCACUUGAUAUCGGUAAGAACAACAUAUCUAAAGUAGCUAAUACGUCAUUUGAAGGCUUAGAAGAACUCUACGGACUCCGGCUUGUUGACAACCAAAUUACAAGCGUGCCCAAGGAUACUUUUAGUACUUUGCCUUCCUUGCAAGUACUAAACUUGGCGUCUAAUAAAAUAGAAACCAUCGAACAAGACGCCUUUUUAUCUAAUCCGACUUUAAAAGCUAUCCGCUUAGACGGGAACAAACUGACCGACAUCCGAGGCGUCUUUAACAAACUAAAUACCCUCGGCUGGCUUAACAUAUCCGACAAUAAGCUUAUUUACUUUGACUAUAGUUAUAUGCCAGAGAGCCUUGAAUGGUUGGAUAUUCAUAGCAACAAUAUUACGAAACUAGAAAACGAACAGAACGCGCAACAAAACAUCCGAAUGCUUGACGUAAGCUACAAUGCAUUAGAAAACGUCGAUGAAAGGUCGAUACCUGAUUCUAUUGAAGUCCUUUUCUUAAAUAACAACAAAAUUCACACGAUUCACCCAGGUACGUUUUUACAAAAAAGAAACUUAGAAAAGGUUGUCGUGACGGACAAUAAAUUGAGAACCGUCGAACUAUCAGCGUUUACUCUGCCCCACAUACCGAAGCACAAAAUGUUGCCAAAAUUCUUUAUUGGUAAUAAUCCGUUUGUAUGCAAUUGUCAUAUGAUUUGGUUACAAAAAAUCAACCUUUGGAACCAUAUGAGGCAGUACCCCAGAUUUAUGGAUUUAGACACAGUGACAUGCGAAGUUGUGAAUAAUAAGUACGGCGGGAAAGCCAACUUGAUGGAUGUUCCUGAAACUCAGUUCCUUUGUUCUUAUGAAACUCACUGCUCAUCAAGUUGCUUUUGCUGUGACUUUGAAGCAUGCGACUGCAAGAUGACGUGUCCAGAAGGAUGUUCUUGCUUCCACGACAGUAAUUGGAAUUCCAAUGUGAUCGAUUGCUCCAAUGUAGGGUAUACUGAUGUACCCGAGAAGAUACCGAUGGACGCUACAGAACUUUAUCUCGACGGCAACGACUUCCAAUCAUUGAACAGUCAUCUGUUUAUUGGAAAGAAGAAGUUACACAAGCUGUACCUCAAUAACAGCAAUAUUGCAAAUAUUGACAAUGAUACUUUUAACGGACUGCACUCUUUGAACAUCCUUCAUCUUGAAAACAACCAUAUAACCGAGCUGUUAGGUGGAGAGUUCUCGCAAACAAAACACUUGAGAGAGUUAUACUUGAAUGAUAACCUCUUGACAAGUGUCUCGAACAAGACUUUUGAAAACCUGUCAUCCUUAAGAGUUGCGCAUUUCCAAGGAAACAAGAUCCUCGACCUUGACAAAAAGUUGGCGCACGUCUUACAUUUGGAAAACGUCAAUGUUCAAGGCAACUUGUUCACAUGUACAUGCAACAACAUCAUGGCUCUCCAAAACUGGUUCAAAAAGUAUUAUGAAGACCCCAUCGAAAUGUUUUGUGCUAGUGAAAAUGGACUCAUGUCGAACUUAACUGUGUUUGAUGCAAUUGAUAAGUGUCGUGACUCUAGUGUAACGGACAAUACCAUACCAACUGAAAAUCAACCGUAUCAAUACGACGAAGUGAGCCCUAUCAAACUGAACUUUGUGCCACUUUUAGCUGUAGUUUUGAUAAGUGUUAUUCUUAUUCUAUUGUUCGGUGCCUUAGCGUUCUCGUUCAGGCAAAAUGUACGCUUAUGGGCGCACUCUAAAUAUGGUGUAAGAUUGUUUAAAAGUGCUUCAAUUCAAGAGAGUGAACUCGAUAGAGAUAGAUUGUAUGACGGAUAUGCUGUAUAUAGUUUGUUAGAUGACGAUUUUGUGUCUAAAGUUGUAGCGCCGGAAAUGGAACACUCCGGUUACACAAUGUGUUUUCAUUACCGGGAUUUACAACACGCUCCUGAAAACUAUUUAACCGAGCAAAUUACAAAUGCUGCGGAAUCAUCGAAGAGAAUUUUAGUUUUUGUAUCAUUUAACUUCCUUCAGAAUGAAUGGUCUAAGGCUACUUUUAAGGCAGCUAUGAAACAUGUAAUUACUUCUAUUCACCCCUCAAUAAGGCGACACAGAGUAGUGUUUAUUUUAACAACCGAUGUAAGCGCCCUUAACUUAGACCUAGAUUUCCAAAACUACUUAAAAACUUGUAACGUCUUAUUGUGGGGCGAAAAGAAAUUUUGGGAAAAAAUUAGGUUUGUAAUGCCAGACAUUUCUAAUUUGCAUUGGAACAAAGAUACAAUGAAUUACAAUCAUGGCGUGUGUCCAAAUGGUAGACGGCAUCCUUCUAGAUAUACGGCCUCGCCUACUGCGCCGGAACAUUGGUAUAAAUACGAUGCGAUACCGCCACAGACGCCCACUGCGGCUAACGUGGGUAUAAACAUUGAAGACGACACGUCGAUGUUGACAAAUACAACGUUGACAAGUCAGAUUCAAGAUGGGGAGAAUUUACAUCAUAGCUACAUAUCUAUUGAUACUCAAAAUUACGAGCAGCCGUACGGCGGGCGGCCCAGGCCUCCUAACACGUUACGCAAACAUCCUGGACACCACUCCCCGUCCAUGCUAGAUGAGCAAGGGUACUUGCAACCUCGCUCGUCCGUGCACGACUGCUUGCCGCAAACUCAUUCAGUCGCGCACAGAUGAUAAGAUUGUUAAACUUCCCUUAUCGGUAAAAGGUACUUUGUAAUGGAAAUUGACAUUCCAAGCGCAUGUGUAGGCUAGACUGCUUUUUAAGUUGGCCAUGCCUUAUUAAAACGUGAUAGUUAAAAAUGUCGGUGUAGAUCAUUUGGCCAAAAUGACUUCGUUCCUCAAUAGUUUGGACAUUGUCAUGUUUUAAAGACUGUAUUGUUAAUGUAUUGUAAACGUAUCUAUGUAGUAUGGAGCCUUAUUGUAUUUCAUUGUAUAAAGCUAUAUUAUUGUUGUCCAUUAAGACUGAUACAGAUGUAUAAAUGAUGCCAGUAUAUCAGGAGUGAAGACUAGCAUGAGUAUUUUGAUAUAGUAUAUCUCAUUGUUACCAAAUAUUUUGUAGAUAGACAAUACUAAUCAGUGUAUAAAAUUAUUGUAUAGUAUUACUAGUCAUUAGUUAAAAUUAUAAUAGUGUUGAACUUUGUGGAUACUCAGUUACAUCCGUAGUGACAUCGUUAAAUAUCCAAUUGUUGUUAAAUUUAAUACGAUUCAUUGACCUGUAUAUUUCUUUUCAAAACGUGUGUAACUGAUUAUUUCUAUGU
Messenger RNA from Trichoplusia ni (cabbage looper), 4823 nucleotides. RefSeq names its product toll-like receptor 6. Gene Ontology annotation, biological process: signal transduction. The transcript has a single exon. Gene Ontology annotation, molecular function: protein binding. The coding region runs from base 208 to 4239 and encodes 1343 amino acids. The record is from RefSeq and is a predicted model, not a curated record. Gene Ontology annotation, cellular component: plasma membrane. Lineage: Eukaryota; Metazoa; Arthropoda; Insecta; Lepidoptera; Noctuidae.